Molecule: messenger RNA, 1224 nt
Organism: Annulohypoxylon maeteangense
Lineage: Eukaryota; Fungi; Ascomycota; Sordariomycetes; Xylariales; Hypoxylaceae
Exons: 2
Coding region: 1-1224 (407 amino acids)
Source: RefSeq, a predicted model, not a curated record
AUGGAGCUCGAUAGCCGCGAACAUAACCGACACCGUCUCGAAGACAUCCCCGCGAAACCCGAAGAGAACUUCGUCAUAGGGAUAUCCGGAUGCACCUCCGCCGGCAAGACCACACUCGCCCUCCUCCUCGACGUCGUCCUGCGCGAAGCCGUCUGCCGAAUGGCCUCCGGCAACCACGAAUACAACCCCGAGCUCCCCCCGCACACCGCCGUCAUACACCAAGACGCGUAUUUCUUCAAAGACCGCAUAGAAAGGGGUCCGAUGGUCUCGGUGCAGCCCCUCUGGCCGGAAGAUAAACUCGUGGCGAAUAUGACGGGCCCGAACGACCCGCCGAUACUGGUAGAAGACCGCGAUUGUGUGGGGAGCUGCGACAUAGAGCUUCUCGCGAAACAUAUCGACGAGCCGGACGAGCGCGCGAGGACGGGGGUGCCGAAUCCGCGGUUCUUAACGAAUCUGCAGGAACGCGCGCGGAUACACGUUGAAGGUGACGAGGAAACCGAAGACGGGGAGCUGGAGCGCGACGAUAUAUCCCCCGCCGCGGCGGCCGCGGCGAACGAGUUAGCCCCCGGGACCCUCGACGCAGCCGUCGAAGCCAUGCGCGAUGCCUUCCGGCGCGACACGACGAGGCUGGCGCUGAAAACCCAGCAUAUCCGACUUGAUGACGCGGGCGUGCCCAUCGUGCCGUUCCGGUUCGUUGUUGUGGAGGGGUUCACGCUGUUCGCGCGGGACGCGGAACAUGAUCCCAUCGGACGGUCGUCUGCUUCGGCGUCUGAUACCGAGGCGGUGGCGCUGCGGUCGUUGAGACGCGUGCAGGAUCGGUUUGAUGUGGCGCUUUUUUUGCCGGUGGAGAGGGAGGAGGUUAGGGUACGGCGGUUUGGGAGGAGCAGGUAUUUGGAUGUGCCGGAGGGGAGGAGGAGGGAGGGCGAGGGGUGGAAGAGUGGGGGGUAUUUUGAUCAGGUUGCUUGGCCGCAUUAUGAACGCUACCAUCGACAUAUCCUGUCUCAUCUUACCGAGACGUAUUCAAGCGACGAAGCGUUGCGAGAGCGGGAGCAUGGACGACCGUGGUGCGCAACGAAUGCAUGGGAGCGCGAUCCUUGCGUCAAUGGUGUUCAUGUGCGGCCGGCGGCUGUGAGCUCCCUCGAUGAUACAUUGCUAUGGGCGUCCUCGGUUGUUGGUGGCGUGCUGGCGGCGAGGCAAUUGCAGGAUUGUGAUCACGAUUCGUAG